GAUCAGUCAAGAUCUGGCUCUCAUCGCACGGGAAAUCAACGAUGUAGCAGGAGAGAUAGAUUCAGUGACUUCAUCAGGCACUGCCCCCAGUACCACAGUAAGCACUGCUGCCACCACCCCUGGCUCUGCCAUAGACACUAGAGAAGAGGUAGGAGAUCUUCAUGGAGAAAUGCAUAAGUUGGUUGACCGAGUAUUUGAUGAAAGUCUCAAUUUUAGAAAAAUCCCUCCACUAGUGCAUGCCAAACCACCGGAGGGGAAUGGUCGACCCAAUGAUGCUAGGCCUCAGAUAACAGAUGCCCUCGAUCCUCCAACAAUUACCCGGAGAAGGACUUGGAGCAGAGAUGAAGUUAUGGGGGACAGCUUGCUAUUGUCCUCAGUCUUCCAAUUUUCUCGCAAGAUAAGACAAUCCAUAGACAAAACAGCUGGCAAAAUCAGAAUAUUAUUUAAGGACAAAGACAGAAAUUGGGAUGAAAUUGAAAACAAGUUGCGAGCUGAAAGUGAAGUUCCUAUUGUGAAAACAUCAAGCAUGGAAAUAUCAUCAAUCUUACAGGAGCUGAAACGAGUUGAGAAACAGCUGCAAGCAAUUAAUGCUAUGAUCGACCCUGACGGUACCCUGGAUGCUCUGAGCAACUUGGGAUUUGCCAGCCCCAUCUUACCAGCUCAGCCGAAGCCGAAGUCCAGUCCCGUUUCCCAAAGUACCCACCCUCAAGUGCAGCCCACCUGCCAGCCCGAAGCCCGGGCUCUUCGACCUGCCGCCGUCCCUGUUGCAGCUGAAUUUGAGAAUGCUGAAUCUGAGUCAGAUUUCAGCAUACAUUUCAAUAGGUUUAACCCAGAUGGGGAAGAGGAAGAUGCCACCUUGCGUGAGUGACAUCUCAGUGUUAAUACAAAAACCUUUCAUGUGGAAUGUUUAGGAAUAAAGAAAAAAAUAUAAUAUUGGUUUUAUAAUU
This is a messenger RNA of Balearica regulorum gibbericeps (East African grey crowned-crane), 947 nucleotides long. The record is from RefSeq and is a predicted model, not a curated record. Lineage: Eukaryota; Metazoa; Chordata; Aves; Gruiformes; Gruidae.